Messenger RNA from Mesitornis unicolor (brown roatelo), 1088 nucleotides. It is a transcript of the gene BAMBI, whose product is annotated as BMP and activin membrane-bound inhibitor. The record is from RefSeq and is a predicted model, not a curated record. The transcript is spliced from 2 exons. NCBI's taxonomy places the organism in Eukaryota, Metazoa, Chordata, Aves, Mesitornithiformes, Mesitornithidae. Gene Ontology annotation, biological process: positive regulation of canonical Wnt signaling pathway; transforming growth factor beta receptor signaling pathway; negative regulation of transforming growth factor beta receptor signaling pathway. Gene Ontology annotation, molecular function: frizzled binding. The coding region runs from base 47 to 706 and encodes 219 amino acids.
AAUCAGAUGCUACUGUGAUGCUGCACACUGUGUUGCAACUGGCUAUAUGUGCAAAUCUGAGCUUAGUGCCUGCUUCUCCAGACUGCUGGAUCCUCAGAACACACAUUCCCCACUUUCUCAUGGCUGCUUGGACUCUAUUGCAAGCACAGCUGAUGUCUGCCAAUCCAAACAAGCACAAAACCACUCUGGCACCACCACCACGUCCAUAUUGGAAUGCUGCCAUGAAGAUAUGUGCAAUUACAGAGGACUGCAUGAUGUUUUGUCUCCUUCCAGGGGUGAUACUUCAGGACAAGGGAGUCGAUAUCAACAUGACAGCAGCAAGAGUCUCAUCACCAAGGUGCAGGAAUUGACCUCUUCAAAGGAGUUGUGGUUCAGGGCAGCUGUAAUUGCUGUUCCUAUAGCUGGUGGGCUAAUCUUGGUGCUCCUUAUCAUGCUGGCCUUGCGGAUGCUCAGGAGUGAAAAUAAGAGACUGCAGGAUCAACGACAGCAAAUGCUCUCCCGUUUGCACUAUAGUUUUCAUGGACAUCAUUCGAAAAAAGGGCAGGUGGCAAAAUUGGACUUGGAAUGCAUGGUGCCUGUGACUGGUCACGAGAACUGCUGCAUGACCUGUGAUAAAAUGAGACAUUCAGACCUCAGCAAUGAUAAAAUUCUUUCGCUGGUCCACUGGGGAAUGUACAGUGGACAUGGGAAGCUGGAAUUUGUAUGACCAAUUAUUUUUAAAUCUGAGCUAAACUUACUCUCUGAACUCUUGAAGGCCUCUGAGUUCUGCUGGACAGGAGCACUUUAUCUUAAAACAAACUCUUGUAAAUCAUCUUCGAGAAGCAAAGGACCUCUGCAAACAGAAUCUUGGAUAUUUCUUCUGAAGGAUUCCAAAAGUUGUCUUAUUUGCACAGAGUAAAAUACACUCAAAUGUAUUGUUUGCUUUAAAGUUAUGAAAGCAAAAAUUAGAAGUUGUAAACACUGUCACCAGGGUUAUCUGAACUGUAUGGAGCUGAGAACUGAGUUAUUAUAAUAAACUGUGUGCAAGCUCCUAUGUUUCCUGACUUAUUGUAAAGAUUUUUUUAAAUAUAUAUAUAUUUUGUCUGAAA